GCAGUAAGAGAGGACUUCAAGGUGUAUAAAGUCCGAGGCUUUGUUUGAUUGAAAUGCAGGCAGGUAUCAGGUGAGUGGUUUGUUGAUUUAGAGAAGAUGGAGGCUAAAUCGUUGUGGGUAUUACUCACUACACUUCUGUUCAUCAUACAAGGGUGGCGACAGACUGAGGGGUGCUUGGAGCAGGAGAGAAUUGCUCUCUUCCAACUCAAAUCUUUCUUCAAUGGCAAUUACUCUUUGAAAGACUGGGUGAAUGUAAAGGGUUCGAAUUGUUGUGAAUGGGAAGGAGUUGAGUGCAACAUCACUACUGAACGAGUAAUAGGUCUCUAUCUUAAUUUCGCACGUCAAUGGGAUAACCGUGAAUGGAUAUCAAAUCCAUAUGGGUAUCUCAAUGUCUCUUUAUUUCUUCCAUUUGAGGAACUGAAGAGCCUUGAGUUGAGUGGAAAUGAAAUUGCAGAUCUUGUAGAUAACCAAGUAUCUGUAUCAUCUGCUUUCAACAACUUAGAAAUUCUUGUAUUAACUCAGAAUUACUUCAAUGAUAGUAUCCUAUCAAAAUUGAAGAGUUUGACAAACUUGAAGACGUUAGAAUUAAACUUCAAUAGUAUCAAAAGCCUCCGACACUUUCAAGGUGAGAAAGUGCAACCGAUGAUGAAUAUAGAAGUGCUUAAUUUGGAUUAUAAUUUCUUGAACAACAAUGAUCUGGCAUAUCUCAAGGGGUUAUCAAGUUUAAAGUCCUUGAGUAUUGGGGGAAAUCAAUUGGAAGGGGCAGCAGGUAUUACAGUAUUGAAUAAUUUGACAAAGCUAAACAAGUUGGAUUUGAGUGACAAUAAAAUUGACAGCCUCCAGUCUUCCCAUGAUGGUGAGAGGCCACUUAAUUUGACCAAUUUAGAAGAGCUUAAUUUGGAUGAAAACUCCUUCACGAACAACUUAUUGGCACAGCUAAGUGGGUUUUCUAAUCUAAAGUCAUCGAGUAUACGGAAUAAUCAGCUUAAAGGAUCAAUAAAUAUUAAAGAAUUAUUAGAUACUUUAAGCAACUUAGAGGAGUUGGACAUGAGUGGAAAUGAGGUGAAGGAAUUUGUGCCCAUAAAGAAUAAAGAAAAUGGAAGUUUAGGAAAGCUAAAGGUUGCUAACUUAAACGGGGUGUUCAACAAUGGAGCUGCUUCUCUAAUACAACUCUUGGAGACAUUCUCAUCUGUUAAUACCAUACAUUUGAGAGGCAAUUACUUUAAUGACACUUUUUCUACUCAAGAUCAAUUGCAUGUGCCAAGCAAAAUAGAGGAAUUAGUACUAGAUCGAUCAUCUCUCAACAACAACAUUUUUCAAAGCAUUGGUGUAUUGGCUUCUCUUAAAAUUUUGUCUUUGAGUGGUUGUGGGCUGUCUGGGACAUUACCUACCCAAGGAUGGUGUGAUUUACGAAAAUUUGAGGUGUUGGAUCUUAGUGAAAAUGCUCUUAAAGGAACCCUCCCUUCAUGUUUGGCUAACUUGUCAUCACUUCAUUAUUUGGAUAUUUCCGGUAAUCAAUUCGUCGGGAAAGGCGCCUCCACUGCCUUAGCCAAUCUCACUUUGCUUAGAUUCAUUUCUCUUUCACGAAACCUAUUCGAAGUUCCUUCCAUUUUCAUAUCAUUUGCCAACCAUUCACACCUCAAAGUACUCUCCAGCAAUCAAAACAAGUUAGUCGAAGAGCCUACCAUUCCAACAUGGGUCCCAAAGUUCCAACUAAAAGCCUUUCGUUUGUCAAACUGCACAACAAAUGAACUCCAUAUUGAAAUUCCGAAAUUCCUCUAUUACCAAAAUAACCUGAGUAUUAUUGAUCUUUCAUAUAAUAAUUUUGAAGGGAAGGUUCCUUUUUGGUUGUUAGAGAACAAUACAAGAAUGGAAGCAUUUUUAAUGAAGGGUAACUCUUUUAUUGGCCAUCUCAAUCUUCCAUCUCAUCCGAAUCCAAAGAUAUCCUUUGUUGAUAUAUCUGACAACAAAAUACAAGGUCCAAUUCCAGUAAACAUUUGUUCAAUCUUUCCACAACUAAAUGGGUUAAACCUCGCAGGCAAUUCCUUUCAAGGUAAUAUUCCUCCUUGUCUGGGUAGUUUGACCACUUCAAAUUUAUUAUUAGAUCUGUCACAUAAUUAGUUAUCUGGAGGAAUACCAGAAAUGUUAGCUCAAAGUGACUCGUUGAGGUUUCUUAGGCUAUCAAAUAAUCAUCUAAGUGGGAAGAUAACCCCAACGAUCUUUUUCUCAACUUCAUUACGAUUGUUAUAUUUAGAUGGCAAUAACUUUGAAGGAAAUAUACCUAGCAUUGAUAUCUCAGCUUUCCCUGUGUAUUCCCUUAUUGAUAUGGAUUUAAGUAACAACAAUUUGUCCGGAAAGCUCCCAAGAUGGAUAUGGAACGUGUCAAAUUUAAAUGCAUUGGCAUUAUCCAACAAUCAGCUCAAGGGUCUCAUUCCAAUGGAAUUGUGCUAUUUGGAUUCCCUUAGAAUUUUGGACCUUUCAGAAAAUAAUUUUUCUGGCCCAAUACCAUCUUGCUUCGGUGCACAAUCUAUCAUACAUCUCUAUUUGAGCAAAAAUAGAUUAAGUGGAACCUUGACAAAUGCAUUCUUUAAUAGCUCUUCCUUGGUGACUUUAGAUCUUAGUGAAAACCAAUUGAAUGGAGAAAUUCCAUACCAGAUUGGAACUCUUUCUGCUUUGAGUGUCCUCCUUCUAAAAGCCAAUUAUUUUAUUGGAGAAAUUCCCAUUGAGAUAUGUAAAUUGUAUUCUUUAAGUAUAAUUGAUCUUUCUCAAAAUAA
Messenger RNA from Gossypium arboreum, 2774 nucleotides. RefSeq names its product receptor-like protein 13. The transcript is spliced from 10 exons. The record is from RefSeq and is a predicted model, not a curated record. Gene Ontology annotation, molecular function: protein binding. NCBI's taxonomy places the organism in Eukaryota, Viridiplantae, Streptophyta, Magnoliopsida, Malvales, Malvaceae. Bases 97 to 2121 code for a protein of 674 amino acids.